Messenger RNA from Staurois parvus, 349 nucleotides. The record is from the annotation of a GenBank genome assembly. Lineage: Eukaryota; Metazoa; Chordata; Amphibia; Anura; Ranidae.
AUGGGGAGGAAGACAUUUGUUUACAAACAGUCUUCUUCCCUGUCAGCUCAGGCACACCGCUCGGGAUGGCUGCGCACAGCACAGCCAUCCAAAGCAGUGUGCUUACAGUGAAGCACACACCCCCCUGCCCCCUAGUAAAACACAGAGUUAACCCUUUGAUCACCCCUCACAUUAACCCGUUCCUGCCCAGUGUCAUUAGUACAGUGUCAGUGCUGUUUUUUAGCACUGAUCACUGUAUUUGUGUCACUGGGGAUGUCAGUGACACCAAGUUAGUUCCCCCCAGUUGUCAGAAUACCCGCUGCAGUCCCAGUAUAAGUCGCUGAUCGCUGCCAUUACUAGUAAAAAUUAA